Molecule: messenger RNA, 552 nt
Organism: Bursaphelenchus okinawaensis
Lineage: Eukaryota; Metazoa; Nematoda; Chromadorea; Rhabditida; Aphelenchoididae
Source: the annotation of a GenBank genome assembly
AUGAAGUUUAUUCUAGUGUUGAGCUUCUUGGCCGUCUGUGCUAGCCAAGAACUGCCUGUCACCCUUCCAUCGGCUGAUCUACUCAGCCAAGUGAUUGCCGAUCUGAACAGAAUCUUGGCCAUCCUAGGUAUUCCAGCUGUCGACCCAAUCACCCUGCCACAAGGAGUAUCUAUUCCUAGUAUACCUACAGUUGACGGAGUAUCUCUACCAGGUGGUGUGUCACUCCCAGGUGGAGUUUCAGCCCCAAGCCUUCCAGGAGUGUCCGACCUUCCAGUUGGCGGCCGAAAGAAGCGUCAGGCUGAGUCAACCCUCGAGGAGAUUCUUGCUGAGAUCAACUACCUUUUGAGUGCUUUGGGUCUACCAAACAUUGAUCCAAACAGUGUCACUUUGCCAGCCGGAGUAUCUCUACCAGCCGGCAUCACACUUCCGAGCAUUGGUGGAGUAUCUCUUCCAGUGUCUCUGCCAGGCGUUGGCGGAGUAUCUGCUCCAGUAUCAGCUCCAAGCCUUCCUGGAGUAUCAGACGUUCCUCUUCGUGCCGCGCGUCACGUCUAA